AUGCAGACCAUCUCCCCCAUCGCCAUAACCUUCGUUGACGGCUGCGAGCGUCCUCGAGGUCGCUGCUCUCUUUCUUCCAUCUGCUCGCCGUGCCUCCCACGGCCAAUCCCAAACUCUUACUGGGCCACACCUCUUCUGCUCGCUUGCGAAUACCCCUGGUCUCCAUUCGAAAGGUCCACCGUGCAGAAGCUUGACAAGCUUCUAGCAGCCGGUGUCCGCACCUUCAUCGAUCUCACCGAAUGUGGUGAACUCUCCCCAUACUACCCUCACCUCCCCGCUCUAGUCAGCGCACACGGCAUCGACAUCUCGGAAAUCGAGUACCACCAAUUCCCGAUCCAUGACCGAUCCCUACCCGAGUCUAAGGAGUAUAUGUUCCACAUCCUUGGCGUCCUCCGGGACAACCAGAAACGGGGUAUUGGGAGAACCGGCAUGGUUGUCGGCUGCUGGCUGGUCGAGUCUGAGACGGCGAAGAGCGGGGAGGAAGCUCUCCGUAUAGUCGCCGAUAAAUGGAAGACAGUGGAGAAGUGCAAGCGGUACCCAAACAGCCCAGAGACUGGCCCCCAGUUCGAAUUUGUCAAAAACUUCCGCCCUCGCAUGGAUAUGGAAGUCGCAUGA
This is a messenger RNA of Pisolithus orientalis, 615 nucleotides long. RefSeq names its product protein-tyrosine phosphatase-like protein. The coding region runs from base 1 to 615 and encodes 204 amino acids. The transcript is spliced from 2 exons. The record is from RefSeq and is a predicted model, not a curated record. Lineage: Eukaryota; Fungi; Basidiomycota; Agaricomycetes; Boletales; Pisolithaceae.